Molecule: messenger RNA, 1687 nt
Organism: Drosophila eugracilis
Lineage: Eukaryota; Metazoa; Arthropoda; Insecta; Diptera; Drosophilidae
Gene: Aduk
Product: serine/threonine-protein kinase ULK3
Exons: 7
Coding region: 113-1681 (522 amino acids)
Biological process (GO): protein autophosphorylation; autophagosome organization; autophagy
Cellular component (GO): autophagosome; cytoplasm
Molecular function (GO): ATP binding; protein serine/threonine kinase activity
Source: RefSeq, a predicted model, not a curated record
GCGCGCCUGUGUGUGUGAUAAGCAACGGAGCAGCAAAAACAAUCGACCAAUGGAAAACAUAAACAUUUAAAUAUUCAAAUAUUUAGUAUCAGAACUAAAUGACCGGCCCAACAUGUCACUGCCGCGGAUCACGGACUUCGAAAUCCUCGAAAAGCUCGGAGCUGGCAGCUAUGCCACCGUUUAUAAAGCGCGGCACAAAAAACAGCGCACUUAUCACGCCAUCAAAUAUGUGGAAAUGUCAACGUUGUCGCAAACCUCGCGGGAAAACCUAAUCACGGAAAUACGCCUCCUAAGGGAACUCAAGCACAAGUACAUUGUGACCCUGCAGGAUUUCUUCUGGGACGACAAAAACAUUUACAUCGUUUUGGAGUACUGCAAUGCCGGAAAUCUAUCCGCUUUUAUACGAACCAAGAAAGCUUUACCAGAGAGCACCUGUCGUUACUUUUUGCGACAGUUGGCUGCAGCAGUCCAGUACAUGCGAGCCAAUGAUGUUUCCCACUUUGACCUUAAACCACAGAACCUUCUGCUUACCCGGGGAGCUAACAAUGUGUCCCUUAAGGUGGCAGACUUUGGGUUUGCUCAGCACCUGAAGCUGGGUGAAAUCAAUGAGCAGCUGAAAGGUUCGCCACUAUACAUGGCACCGGAAAUAGUGCGGAAGCAUCAGUAUGAUGCUAAGGCGGAUCUCUGGAGCAUUGGGGUGAUUCUGUACGAAUGUCUAUUUGGAAAGGCGCCGUAUAGCUCGCGAACCAUUGAGGAGCUGCUGCUGAGGAUCAGGAAGGCUGAGGCCAUAACACUGCCACCAAAUGCCCGUAUCAGCAAUGAGUGUCACGAUCUCUUGCGACGCCUUUUGGCCCAUGAGCCCACGGCGCGCAUUUCAUUCGCAGAUUUCUUUGCGCAUCCCUUUCUUGAUCUCAAAACGUUUCCCACGGAACACACCCUACAAAAGGCCAUCGAUUUGGUUACUCAGGCGUGUUCGUAUGAUGAGAAGCGCAACUAUAAGGAGGCUUACUAUCUCUACUGCAGUGCCCUGCAGUAUUUUGUACCGUUAAUCACGGAAGAGGCAGACGCCACCAAGAGGCUGGCAUUGCGCAAUCGUGCCUUGUCGUAUACAAAACGCGCCGAGGAGAUCAAGAAUUGCAUAAUUGAGGACGAGUACAGGAUGCUGGCCGAGCGGCAAAGGCAAGAGGCUUUAUCUGCCACAGCGAACCAAACCACAGAGCCUUCACCAGCUGUCCAGGCCCCGGAUGCGCAGCCAAGCAGCUCGCGGGUCGCAGAGAUGCUGGAACCAGAUUCCCGCUAUAAGCAGCUAUUUGCCCUUUCGCACUCAAGUCCGUCCCUGAAGACUGGCCUGGAAAUCGGAAGGAAAGGCGAGCUAUAUCUUUACGAGCGUAAGCUAGAUGCGGCAUUGGAGUCGUAUACCUCAGCGUUGGGCAUUCUAGUGCCGUUCGUCAAUAAUGAACCAAAAGGCGAGCGGAGGAAUCUGUUGCUGCAACAGCUGGAAUUCUGGAUGAAGGAGGCGGAGAGCAUUAAGAGCAUUUUGAGCGCCAAGCAUAUGGAUGAAGAGGAGCAGAAGCUAUCCACGCGCACUUCAAUGAGAACUAUCACAUUCCCAGGCUGGUCAAGUCCGCCGCUUAUGUAUUUCAUUAUUAUCAUUGUGCUUAAUUUGAUUAAAAUCGUUUAAAGAUAA